AUGGCUCGACAAUGUCUGCAGGUUAAGUAUCUGAAAAUGGGACGUUACAGCUACUCGCAGCCAUCAGAAGACGAGCCAUUAUUUGGAAACAAUGAUGACAGUGGCUACAGCGAGACAGAGGAUCUCAUACGACGCGACCAAGCUGAGUUAAGCUUGGAACGUAGUUCACAAGUUCACUACCCUCCGCAACCGGAGGUAGAGUUUGGUUUCCCGCAGGUCUGCUAUUGUGGUGCUCACCCAGUGCUUGCAACAUCUAACUCCAGGAAUGAUCAAGGGAGAAGAUUUUACACUUGCGCAAAUAAGGACGAUGGCGAUUGCCAUAUUUUCAAAUGGUGGGAUGAGGCGGUGAUGGAUGAGAUGAGAGCCAGAGAUAUACACGUGUUUCAGCUAUCUGAAAAGGUAGAUAGCCUAACCCUUUUACCUGACUAUGACACUGAGGAGAAGCUACGAAAGCUAGAGAAGAUGGUGGGUGAUUUGGCCAAGGAGAAAUCAUGUAUGAUAAAGGGGUUUGAGUGCUUUGUAAUAGUCAUAGUUGUUCUUGUUGUGGUAAUAGGCUUGCUGGUUAUGUUAGUCUAAUGUUUGAUAGUUUCAAUGUAUGGAUUCCGUUUCUUU
Molecule: messenger RNA, 612 nt
Organism: Brassica oleracea var. oleracea
Lineage: Eukaryota; Viridiplantae; Streptophyta; Magnoliopsida; Brassicales; Brassicaceae
Exons: 2
Coding region: 1-576 (191 amino acids)
Molecular function (GO): zinc ion binding
Source: RefSeq, a predicted model, not a curated record